AUGGCCGCCGGAACGUCGAACGAAGAUGCCUUCAUCGUGGUCGUUCACUCGGCUCCCCACCACUUCCGCUUGCGGGCCACCAUCCGGGAGACGUGGGCCAGAGACGCCAGGUUCCCGCUGUCCGACGGACGCCGGGCCGUGGUCGUGUUUGUGAUGGGGAAGCCCGCCGUGUCGCCCAACUAUUACGAGUCUCAAAUCAAAAUUGCCAGCGAAGCCGCUGUCCACAAGGACAUUGUUCAGGGAACGUUUACUGGGUCCUACACCUCAGUCACGCUCCUCAACAUCCUGAUGCUCAAGUGGGCUUCGCUGUCGUGUCCUCAAGCCAGCUAUCUGGUGAAGGUGGCGGACGACACAUUCGUCAACAUGAAGUACAUGAGAGACGUUUUUCAGGAUGUAGUGUUCAAAACUUCAGUCAUUUACGCUCACGUGUACAGAAAGCCGUCCGUCUGGAACGGACACAAGCUAAACGUCAUCAAGCAAACAAUUUGCUGCCUGGCGAACGGCAGCAAAGAGUGCCUGGAGGGUUGGACUGAGCCGGAGUGCGACGUUCCGGCGUGCGCCGACGGCUGCCACCCCGAGCACGGCUUCUGCGAGCGUCCCGGCGAGUGCCUUUGCAAGAUGGGCUGGGAAGGGGCGCGGUGCGAGCGCUGCACCCCGAUGCCCGGAUGCCUGCACGGCACCUGCAACGCCAGCUUCGAGUGCAACUGCCUGCCCGGAUGGGACGGCUUCUUCUGCAACAGACCGAUGUGCGGGGACGGCUGCCAUCCAACCAGGGGCUACUGCGAAAAGCCGGGACAAUGCAGCUGUCGGUUCGGGUGGCAGGGCGAGAAGUGCGACCGUUGCAAGCCGCUGCCGGGCUGCCUGCACGGCCGCUGCAGCAAGCCCCUGGAGUGCCUCUGUGACGACGGCUGGACGGGCAUCUUCUGCCACAUACCGGUCUGCUCCUCCAAGUGCCACUACGAACACGGCUACUGCGCCAAGCCCAAUGAGUGCAGGUGCCGCGUCGGUUGGAUGGGCGAGCAGUGCGACCAGUGCUGUCCGUACCCUGGCUGCCGGCACGGAACCUGCACCAAGCCCUGGGAGUGCCACUGCCAACCUGGCUGGGGAGGAUCGCUGUGCGAUAAAGAGCUGAAGUUCUGCGAGGACCACUCGCCGUGCAGCGAGGGUUCGACCUGCGUGAACAAGGCGGAAGAGGACGGCUUCUACCAGUGCCUCUGUCCGGACAAGCUGGCCGGUAGGAACUGCACCGUACCGGUCAGGAGGAACAAGUUUCUCUCGGAACACGCCCUCUUCGGAACCACGUCUUCCAGAAACAAGUUCUUUUAGUGACGCCGAGGAAUCGGCCUGGAUGCAAGCGGUACCAGCUACAAGACAAGGCCAGCGCACGACGUCAUCGCUUGUGGACCUCCGACCAGCUCCCAAUGGCGCCAUUGCCAUUGGGCGCGGGUCGGAUUGGCGUCGCCGCGUGCAUGCGUUGUCGCGC
This is a messenger RNA of Ixodes scapularis (black-legged tick), 1483 nucleotides long. RefSeq names its product delta-like protein 1. The record is from RefSeq and is a predicted model, not a curated record. The transcript has 7 exons. Gene Ontology annotation, molecular function: hexosyltransferase activity. NCBI's taxonomy places the organism in Eukaryota, Metazoa, Arthropoda, Arachnida, Ixodida, Ixodidae. Bases 1 to 1326 code for a protein of 441 amino acids. Gene Ontology annotation, biological process: motor neuron axon guidance. Gene Ontology annotation, cellular component: membrane.